This is a messenger RNA of Fonsecaea erecta, 633 nucleotides long. RefSeq lists its product as hypothetical. The record is from RefSeq and is a predicted model, not a curated record. Gene Ontology annotation, molecular function: copper ion binding. Lineage: Eukaryota; Fungi; Ascomycota; Eurotiomycetes; Chaetothyriales; Herpotrichiellaceae. The transcript has 3 exons. Gene Ontology annotation, cellular component: mitochondrial inner membrane. The coding region runs from base 1 to 633 and encodes 210 amino acids.
AUGCCAACGCUUUCGAGGCCGCCAGAGCUCAGGCUCGAGAGAAGAACCGUACGACCCUGUGUGUACUAUGGGCUGAGUGCGGGAAUUCUACUCCUUGCAUUGUCCUAUGCUUCAGUUCCCCUCUAUAAAAUGAUAUGUCAACAAACAGGGUGGUCCGGCCAACCUGUCAAAGCCCACGAUUCCACCGGGGACCCUGCUCUCCGCCUGAAACCCGUCGAAGACCACCGCCGUCUGCGUGUCACCUUCAACGGUUCCGUUUCCGACAUCCUCCCUUGGAAGUUCACGCCGCAGCAACGAGAAGUCCGAGUCCUUCCUGGCGAGACCGCUCUGGCUUUCUACACUGCUACGAAUAAAGGGGAUGCAGAUAUCAUCGGUGUGGCUACAUAUUCCGUGACGCCUGCGCAGGUUGCGCCGUACUUUAGCAAGAUUCAGUGCUUUUGCUUCGAAGAGCAGAGGUUGAAUGCAGGCGAGACGGUCGACAUGCCAGUGUUCUUCUUCAUCGACCCCGAAUUUGCAAAGGACCCACAAAUGAAGGGAAUCGAUACCAUCACACUGAGCUAUACAUUCUUCAAGGCAAGAUAUGACAAGAACGGAGUGUUGACUACAAUACCUAUGGCCAUGGCAGCGGUAUAA